UCAAUACGCACGUACUAAAAAAAAGAGAAAAUGCUCAUCAAUCAGUACAAGCAUUGAUUACUCUUUAAACACGAAUUGUGUGUUUGCAUACGAAUUCUUUGCUCGAUAGAGCAUAUUAACCUAAAAUAUGCAAUAUUUUUGUAUAUGGCUAAUUAAUAUAUCGUUGAAAGUAUUUAAGCACCGCAAAAAUGAAUAUAACAACUUAUAAUGGUACGUAACAGCACUUCACACGUUAAUAGUAACACCGAAAAGAGUAAAGAAGAGGAUAAACAGGAUACUGAGGAGUUAACACAUGGUAAUGAAUCGCAUACUCUUGGCACAGUGGCAGAAGACCGUAUUGGAAGUACAUCGGAAGUAGGACAUGGCGUGACAAAUCCGAAUGAGCUAAGUCAUGAACCACAGACUAACACGGAACGCAGUCAUUCCAAGAAGAUCAAGUUUUACGCAGGAUGUCGUAAAAAGGAUGGUAAUGCUGAAUGUAGAAUAUUAUUACGCGAUAAGAAGGAUAUGUCUAUCUGUGCGGAUACCUUUGAUGUGAGAUGUAAAGAAACUGAAAAAGAUAAAUACAGAUGCAAAGGUUUUAUCACUUUUGCAGAACCUAGGUCCUCCUUUGAAUCGAGUAGCGAAGAAAUAUUUGGAUUAAGAACAAGUUGCCAAACUGAUCGUAAACACAUGAAAUGUUUUGGGGAAUCGCCGUAUCAACCAUUAGGUUAUGAUAAGACAGUUAAUUUCGAGGCGAUCUGUUCUAAAAAUAAUUUUGGAGUUGUGAAUUGCGACACGUAUGAUGGUACUAAAAGACCUGAUGCUAGCACAAUAGAGCUGGUUGAAUUAUUUUGCAUCGACUCUGAGAAUAAUAUACACUGUCAAGGUGUUUCGAUUGUCAAUGGUAUUGAUUUUGGUCCAAAGAGGGAGCUUCCUCAUGUUCCCACCCUCGCACCGAUUGAACCUGCAUAUGAACCAGUUUCGGGUAACGCUGCCCUCAUUGUAGGAGUUUGUGCAUUUCCGUUUUUAUUCCUUUUGGUUUUCCUUUUUUUUUGUGUAUCAGGAGACAAAAAAGAAAAAAAGAGAAAGCUACGUAGUGCAUGGCAAAAUGGUGGAUACAACAAAAGUUAG
This is a messenger RNA of Vavraia culicis subsp. floridensis, 1113 nucleotides long. RefSeq lists its product as uncharacterized. Lineage: Eukaryota; Fungi; Microsporidia; Pleistophoridae. Bases 208 to 1113 code for a protein of 301 amino acids. The record is from RefSeq and is a predicted model, not a curated record. The transcript has a single exon.